Ceraceosorus guamensis is the source of this 2075-nucleotide messenger RNA. RefSeq names its product NAD(P)-binding protein. Lineage: Eukaryota; Fungi; Basidiomycota; Exobasidiomycetes; Ceraceosorales; Ceraceosoraceae. The coding region runs from base 383 to 1945 and encodes 520 amino acids. Gene Ontology annotation, cellular component: mitochondrial outer membrane; endoplasmic reticulum membrane; lipid droplet. Gene Ontology annotation, molecular function: 3-beta-hydroxysteroid 3-dehydrogenase (NADP+) activity. The record is from RefSeq and is a predicted model, not a curated record. The transcript is spliced from 4 exons.
CGACUCACGACUGUUGACUUUCGGCUUCGAGCAUUGGACAAGAUUUGAUCCUUGACUCACGACUGCCAAUUCAAAGUCUAGGGUGAGGCUCGGUCUCAGUCACGUCUGAGCUCUGCACUGAAAUCACUCCUUCGAGAGACGAUUGCCUUCGACCUUCCUCGCGCUCUGUUUUAGUCCUCUUGCAGCGGAGUGCGAGUCAAGUCAUAUCGAAGGACGCUCGACCAACACCCGUCGGCAGCUUCGUCGCACACAUCUGCCGAUCCUCAGUCCACGGCCCUUCAGCAAAAUGUCGCCUUGAGCAUUGCCAAGCUAUUUGAUGCGGCUAGGUCUUCACAUUGUGCAAGCACUUUGUCUUUGACGAAUUCAUCUCAUCUCGCUAGCAAUGUCCGCUCGGCCAAUCAUUGUGAUCACGGGCGCCAACGCCGGGCUCGGAUUCGGAACAGCACAGCGUCUCCUAGUCCAGCUGUCGCACGCAUUGCCCCCGGACACUCGGCCAGACUGGAGCCUAUCUAGCUCUCAUUCCUCUGACAGCGAGGCUACGCCGUCACCUUUCGCUGCUCCUAAUGGGUGCACUUUGGUCCUUGCUUGUAGGAAUCUGAAGAAAGCGCAUGCGGCGAAAACCGAGCUGCAAACGCUCUUGUGGAAUCUCGCUCGCCUGCCAGAGACCUCCGAGUCUUUGUGCGAUGUACCUAGACAGAGCUUCAAGCAUGACGAACACCAAUUUGCCAGUGGAGACAUGUCGGCUCGUGGGGAUUACAGCAGAGAUGAGAAGGGAAACUUGCUCGAAUUGGAUCAACGUGAGCCGAGAGCAGCUGCCGCAUACAGGCGACGCUUCUGCGAAGGGACGCAGAUUGAGGUUGUCGAGCUUGACUUGAACAGCAUGUCUAGCGCCCUGAGCUGUGCCAGCGAGGUCACACAGAGGUAUGGCUAUAUCACGCAUCUCGUUCUCAAUGCUGGAGGUGCCGCUUGGAUCGGCUUGGAUUGGCCACUGGCUGUCUGGCAGGUGCUUACCAGCUUGCACGUUGCUGUCACACUGCCGAAGUACAAACUUCAAAGGUCAGGUGAUCGCAGCUCAGACGGAUACGGAUGGGUCUGGCAGGCGAAUGUGGGUGCACACUACGUCGUCACAAGAGCAUUGUUACCCGCUCUGCGGGCCAGUCCGUUCGACACCCCCUCUCGCAUCAUCUGGACAAGUUCCAUCGAGGCAUUAGAGCGACACUAUGACGCGCGUGACCCUCAAUGUCUCGACAGUCAGAGGCGCCACUGCCCUUACGAGUCAAGCAAAUACCAAUGCGAGCUUGCGUCAAUCGGACUCAGCCAGAGGCUUCAUGCAUCGCUGUUCGAUCGCCAGCACCACGGCCUUCAAGUCCACACUAACGGUGUUAAGCGGCAUUCGCCUGAGAGCUUUGUAGUCCAUCCAGGCGUAGUGGCAAGCAGCAUCUUUUCCGAAUUCCUCAACGUGGUGCUAGCUUGGUGCAUGCACGCCGCCUUCUAUUUCGCUCGAUGGACAUUUUCGCCGAAUCACCCCAUUCAGCCAUAUAAAGGAGCAGUGGCAGCUUCUCACGUGGCUCUCGCACCCCGACACUUGCUCAGCCCGAGCCUGCGGUACGGCUCGUGCGCCAACUUUUGGGGGCAAGAAUACGUUUCAUCUGGCAGGGUCGACGGCUGGUCGGAUGAAAGUUCGGCUUCCGGGUUGGUGAAGAAAGGAAAGGAGGGAAAGGAGGGAGACGUGGUUCGAAAGAAGGCGGAUCAACUGAUCGAGGCCCUAGAAGAUAUCACGAGGGAUGUGUGGAAGAAGAAUAUGAAGGGAGUGCCGGAGAAUCUGCAUGGAACUCAUCGGGACCGCAAAGCAGAUCACGCGGGAGAGCAAUUUGACAUUCGGUCAAAGUUCCAAAGCGGUGAUGUACGACGAAGGACUCAGGCAGAUGAGCUGGCAGAGACCUGAUGCAAUGCACAUUCAAGUGCUCAUACUCUUGCCUUUGUGGCAUGAGGGACUGCUUGUAUCGGUAGUCAGUCACGAGUGGUGAGUUCGCCGACUGCUUGCGGGGCUGCUGGCGGUGCUCAUCCGUCCGCAC